Messenger RNA from Sebastes umbrosus (honeycomb rockfish), 3201 nucleotides. Its product is annotated as tumor necrosis factor receptor superfamily member 5. Lineage: Eukaryota; Metazoa; Chordata; Actinopteri; Perciformes; Sebastidae. Gene Ontology annotation, biological process: positive regulation of isotype switching to IgG isotypes; defense response to protozoan; defense response to virus. The record is from RefSeq and is a predicted model, not a curated record. The transcript has 9 exons. Gene Ontology annotation, cellular component: membrane; external side of plasma membrane; CD40 receptor complex. The coding region runs from base 558 to 1589 and encodes 343 amino acids. Gene Ontology annotation, molecular function: antigen binding; transmembrane signaling receptor activity; CD154 receptor binding.
GACAGACUGAGCCAAGAACCUUCAGUCAGAUCGACUCUUAGUACAAAAUCUCUUUGCAGUUAGUUUUAGCUCAACAACAUCCCUGCGCCAGUGGGGCAAAGGUUCAGGAGAAACAAUGGAUAAAGACUGAAAGGAAAGGGUGUAGCGGAGAGAGGAAAUGUUUCAUUGUGCUGCUCGGCUACGUGCAGUUAGUUAGAGAGCCAAAAUCAGCAUUUGGUCCUGUAGCUAUACGGAAACACACACACCGCUUACUUUGCAGUGAGAGGGCUACCACAGGAAGGAAAUGAGGAGAGACACACAGAGAGAAAGAGACCGAGAGAGAGAGACACACAGAGGGGAAAACGGCAGAUUAGGAUCACUGGGGUUUUCCACUGUGUAGGAUUAGAGAAGACAUGAGAAGUAGGGUAAGGCAGAGUGAGGAGGGGAAACACAUCUGUAGUCACAGACAGUUCAGACAGAAAGAGAGUGGUGAUAGUUAGAAAAAGAGAAAGGGAAAAGAGAUUGCACCUUGAGUGAUGCUCUUUGAGCGGAGAUCGAUUAAAUAGCUGUCAUUUCAAAUGUUAGGAGCAGGUUUACAGGGGCAACAAAUGGCUAAUUGCCCAAAUGAGGAUAAGGACCCCGCUAAUAAUGGGAGAUGCUGUGAUUACUGUGCUGCAGGCCAGUACCUGAAAGCUCACUGUGAUAACACAAAAGCGACCGAGUGUGCCGAAUGUGGACGUGGAUUCUACACAGCCACAAAAAAUUACAUGACUAAAUGUCAGAUCUGCAGGAACUGCAAUUCCAGUAACAAGCAGAAGAAAGUAAAGGACUGUACAGCUCAGGAAGACACCGUGUGCGAGUGUGUGAAUGGUUACUACUGUAGCAAUGAUGACUGUGACCACUGCGUGCGAGUGACUUACUGCCCUGUGGGUAAAGGGGUCAAGGUUCAAGCCACUCGCACGAAUGACAUAAUCUGUGCUCCGUGUGAAGACGGGACUUACAGCAACGUAACAGAUUUCCACUCGCCCUGUCAAACACAAACCAGAUGUAAAGACUUGGGAAGAGAGUUGAAAACUCCAGGAACCUCAACAACUGAUACAAUCUGUGGCAACUUCAAAUCUCAUUGUACCUGGAUAUUACCCGCAGGCCUGUGGUCAGGACUUGUGUUGACUGCACUCGUCCUCCUGUUUGGACUCAUCUGCUGGAGGGCAAAACGCAAGUCAUACAAAGCAGUGAAAAAGGAAACUACAAGCUUUUUACAACCGCCUUUCAAGUCUACAGGAGCCGGUCCUGUUACUCUGGUGGAAAUGGUUCCAGUAGCACCGGUCACUCGGCUGGAUCUGCCUUUACUGUUCACAGAGCUGAAUGGUCACUGCCAAGAGAGCUGCACCGUGGAGUGCUGCAAAUUAUCACUCUUUAACCCAGCAGAUGAUAAUGUGGUCACACAAGACAGUGUGGACAGCGUGGACAGCAGUCAUCCUAUAACUCCACUGAAGGUGUCGGUUUCAUUUGCUGAAUCCAACCACAUCACUGGAAGUGCCGGAUAUGGCACAGCCAACUUCCGCAGGACCUACUCAGAGCCACAGGAGGACGAGUGGUGUGGGACAUAAUCAAGUUGUUUUAACAGUAUACUGAUGGAGCUCAGAGUCCCCUCUCCGGCUUGGAGAUGCUGCGACUUGUUUUAAAACCUUAAACUGGACCUAUUUAUACAAAAAAAAAAAAAAAAGUAGGAUUUCUCUUUUGCUGAAGAGUUGAAGGUGGCUGAAGGUUUGCUGCCUCCUGCAGGACUUUAAUGAGAAUUUCAGCUCAAGUGAUGUGAUAUUUCUGUGAUGCAUUUACAAUGAAACCAACAGCAAAAACACGGGUGCAGCUCAGUGGUGUUUCUAUUAAAGAAUAAAUCUGUUGAUAUUUUUUCUAAUUUUAAACAAAACCCAUGAAAAGGCCAAAACCAACAAUGAGUGUAUAUCCUUCUAACAAGUAUGUCUGUGUAGUCAAAGCCUGAUGUAGCUUAUUUGUCUGUGCCAUACAGCUUCAUUGUUGUCACAUCAGUGAGUCACACUGUUGUACUGGAUAACAUGUUACUGGAUCACCAUGAGCAUGAGCACUGUGUAGCUUAUUCUGCUGCUGUGAAUAUGAACUGUUAAUGUAUAUUAAUCCGCAGCAGAAAUUGCCCCCAACAAAUGUUCACUUUACUCCUGUUUGAGUGAUUAUUGUUUCAGUAAAUUACUGUGCCUUUUUUUAAAUGUUGUUUAGUCCCAAGUAAGGGUGUAACGAUAAAUCGUUCUGGAUCAAUAUAACGAUCCAAUAUCAUCGAUGCAAAGUGAAAGUAUCGAUACAUAUCAUCAUCUUUAAGAUACACCUUUAUUCUGAAUUUCCCAUUUAUUAUUUAUUUUUUUAUUAAAAAGAAUAUAUUGUUUUUCAUUUAAAUGUCUGGAAGAGCCCAGAAAUAAAAUUGUUUGUGAUAUCAGCAAAAAUUGUUGUCCAAAUAAUCAAUAUAAUAUUGUAUUGUGGUGAAACUUGUGAUUAACACCACUAGUCCCAAGUGUUUUUGUUGUUUUUUAAAAAAAAGUACACCUUCAUAAGAACAAAUGUGCUUGGGGCUGAGUGCCACGGGAGGUAGAGAACUCAGAAGUUGAGACAGACUUACCCAUCGCUGGUCCUUUCAUGGGAUUUGUUGGCAAUAUGAAAAAUGUAAAAGAUUUCCUGGCUUAUCCUUUAAUGUGAAUAAUAGCUUUUUGUAAUUAAUUAAUUAAUUAAUUAAUUAAAUUAUUUAUAUCUAAUUUAACGUAUAUUGUUCGAACCCCAGCCAUUGAUUCAGGUCGAGAAUUGUGCAUAAAAAUUGGUAUAAGCCAGAAAAAUAUCUUCUUUUAAACUACAUUGUAAUGCAAAUUUUGACCUCUGAAUUUCAUUAUUUAUAAAACUAUAUAAAACUUUGAGAUAUGAAGCAGCAAUACCACACACACACACACACACAAUGAUGUGAUCAAUUAAACAUGCAGCAGUGACUCCCGACAGAUGUAUGAUUUGUUUAUAACAUUGUGAAGAUAGAUAUAGUGCAAUAUGAGGAAGUAUGUUGGGAACGUCUACACAAGUCAUUCUGCUCCGCUGCUCUCUUCUCAGUUAAUACCAUCAGAUAAGAUGUACCACGUACAUAUCAAGUGUUUUCACAGAUAUUCAGUCUUAGUGUGAUAUGUCAAAAAUAAUGUUGAUUAUAAUUAAAAA